AUGUCAUCACGGGCAGGUCCAAUUGAUCUAUCACUCCCCCCUGCCACGCCGAGUCCUGCGAUUACGCCUACGACCGAACAUUCACACCGUCAAUCAUGUGACAGAUGCCAUAGUCAAAAGCUAAGGUGCACUCCUCGUGGGGGAAGCAAAACAGGAGCUUGCAGUCGUUGCUUUCGACAUGGUACUCAGUGCGUGUACAGUCUCAGUCGGCCCAAGGGCCGCCCAAGUUUGCACCACUACAAGGGUGAGACAGUGCUUGCGCCUUCAAGACUACGCAGGGAAACGGUUGUGCUACCGCUUACACCCGAGGAGGACGGCAACACGAGUAUCCAGGAAUCUAGAUUGACAUACAGUUGCCAGCUAUCAGCCCCGCGUCAUGCUUCUGGAACCAUGGGUCCAUGCCAACUUGGGUCGGACCCUAUCCUGGCUUCGGGGCCGUAUCUUGAACUGAUGCCCGAAACAUUGCCGGAUCAUGCGCUGCAACUAGGCGUCUGCUCGUGGGACGCUAUGCAUGCACAAUAUCAGCCCAUCGAUUUGUCAAACUUGGCUUCCAGCACCCCAAUGGACCUGCAGCUGAGCCUUCACGACUCUCUGUUAGAUCUAUGCAUGCUCGGGGCCGAACAAGACCCUCAUUUGUGCAUGACGCAGCAAUUGGCAAGCCAACCACCUUACAAUCCCGACACCUCCAUGUUAAGUCUUGUUCAGCUCGUCCCCAGGCUUCAUGCUCUAUCUAACAAGAGCCAUGAGCUUUUUGAGAACUGGAAGUUAUCUCAAAAACUGAGGCAUAUUGACCACCCUGUGCCCGCGAUAUUUCUCAAUAACGCUGUUUUCAACGUCGUUGCACGAUGGCUUUUGAGCCCUUUGGGGGACACCGACGAUGAGUGGACAAAUGAGUUGGCCAAUGAGGGGCUUCUCGUUGAGCUGCUAUCAUUCUCGUCUAAACUCACAAAAGCGACCCUGGCCCUUGGAGAGGAACUCGGAACCCGAACCAACAAGGCUGUAUGCGACAACAGUGUAGCGCAACAUCUAGUGGUUGCAUGUCAUAUGCUGUUGCUUAGCAGCUUCAGAGCCGUAUUGGGCGCCUUGCAAAAUGGCGCCGACGCCGAACGUCACGCUGUCCCAGAAACCACAGCGUCAGGACUCGAAGAUCCCCGGUUGGCAAUGGUGGUACAGUUCUGUUCUUACUUAUUGGUGCGACAAUGCCGCGUGGACCACAAGUUGAUACAGGAGUUGAAAGCGCAGGUUAAUAGCCAGGUUGCAUCGUUUCAGAGGCUUUGGCAUGGUGGUACGUAG
This is a messenger RNA of Fusarium oxysporum Fo47, 1293 nucleotides long. Its product is annotated as Zn(II)2Cys6 transcription factor domain-containing protein. The transcript has 2 exons. Gene Ontology annotation, molecular function: zinc ion binding; DNA-binding transcription factor activity, RNA polymerase II-specific. Gene Ontology annotation, biological process: regulation of DNA-templated transcription. The coding region runs from base 1 to 1293 and encodes 430 amino acids. The record is from RefSeq and is a predicted model, not a curated record. Lineage: Eukaryota; Fungi; Ascomycota; Sordariomycetes; Hypocreales; Nectriaceae.